Messenger RNA from Penicillium canescens, 3303 nucleotides. RefSeq lists its product as uncharacterized. The record is from RefSeq and is a predicted model, not a curated record. Bases 1 to 3303 code for a protein of 1100 amino acids. NCBI's taxonomy places the organism in Eukaryota, Fungi, Ascomycota, Eurotiomycetes, Eurotiales, Aspergillaceae. The transcript is spliced from 7 exons. Gene Ontology annotation, cellular component: nucleus; exosome (RNase complex).
AUGCCUGACCAACAACCUCCACCUUAUGGUGGUCAUCCGAAAUAUGGUCAGCAGUGGCCGGCAUAUGCCUCGAUGAUCACCCCAAACGCUUACAACCGCGCUGACUACGGUACACCGAAUGGACCUCCUCCGAACGCUGCUCCGAAAUCCGACAACAAUAUGGCAGCUUUCAACGCGAAUGCACAGCUCGCAGGACCAGGAGGCUCUACGAACCCGGCCCUCUUCUUCCCACCUCCUCCAUUUUCAUUUUUCAACCAGUUUGACCCGUCGCAACUUCCACCCAUUCCUCAGAUGCCUUACCCAGCGAUGGGAUUUCCCCGCCUCUGCUUCCAACAGGGUCCUCCAACCCUCCCGCGGCGCAUCCCAGUAUACCAAGCAGACAGCAGCAGGGAGGAAGGCGAAGUCAGUGAGGAGAAUGAGGAAACAUCACUCCCACCGAAGCCUCUUGCUGCUGGCCAGGGUUCUGAGAUGGAAGAAGAAGAAGCCGCAAGUUCUGGUGCACGCUCUUCCGGGAGAAGUAGUGGAUCACCAUACAACCCUCCUCUAUCAAUGUCUGUAGACACUGGUGCAGUACAUCACGCGAUGCAGUCUCAAAAGCGAGAUGCGCCUGCCACAAUAACUAAAACCCCUCAAUCCCAGAAAUCAGCUGCGCAGCUUCGGAUUCAAGCUCAAGGAGCUUUGCUCAGCUUGGCGCCUCACCACAUUCGCUUCAAUGAACUGGUUGCAGAGGGUAUAAAUCCAGUGGUCCUACGACAGCUUUACGAGGAAGUUGGAAUUAAGGUUGUCACGUCAACAGAGCAAGCCCCGGCCCAGGCUGACUCAAGCCCUGCCAAGGUCACAGGUGCCAUUGAAGCACCUAAGCAACAGGUCGAGGCAGCGAGGACAGCAAACGAAAAGCGUGUCUUGGCGAAGGCAAACAUACUAAUCCCGCAAUCUUCUGGCUCAUCGGCUGCUGCUCCACCGAGCUCAGAAAAGCCAUUAGAGAGGAAGGAGCUCAUUGCUCAAAUGCUGGCUGCGAAAGCUGCUAAAGCUGCACCUUCACCAGUCGGUAGUAUAAAGUCCGCACCGACCCCGCCGUCCAACUUGACUCCUCCAGCACCGAAGGAACUGCCUGCGAAGGAAAAAAGCAAAGCUCAAACCGAGUUGGCAAGACAACGAAUCGAGGAACUUAGGCGCAAUGCUUUGCGGAAGACUAAACUUGCUGCUCAACUAGACCAGACCGCGGUCUCAUCGCCACCUCAAGCUCCAGUUAUUCAGCAUCCGCUUCCCCUUCGACCUCCUGUGCCCGAGCUCUAUCAACCUGGUGGUCUCCCGGGACUUGUCAUGACUGAAUCAGCACAAGAGCCAGAUGAAAGUUCCGCUCCCGAACUCCUUCAUGAUGUAUCUGUCGACCCGACCCCGGUAUCACGAACCUCGCAGCGCAAGCGGCCUCGUGCGUCCGAUUUUGAUGAAACAAUCGCUCCUCCAAAGAAGCCUUUCACCCCGGUAUCUGGCUAUUUCACCCCCACCGAUAGACUCGUUAUUGCAAUCAGCGAUGAUGAAUCGCUUUAUGGCGAUGAUGAGGAUGACAACAUGGACAUAGACUCGAGUCCUGGAGAGGAGCCAGUGUCAUCCGGAAGCGCCACCGCCCAUGAGGCUGCCCUCCAGCAACAGCCCUCUAUCACCAGGGCUUCUACAUCAACUCCACAGGUUCCCUCCAGCAGUGAACAAGGAGACAUUCGACUCAAAGAUAUGGAAAUCCAAGCUAUGCGCCGCAAGAUUGCGGAGUUGGAGCUACGACGUAAAUCGAAACUUGCUGCUAGUCGCACUCAAUCACCUCGCACCUUGGAUGACUCUGGAACAUCGUCAUCUGGCGGACAAUCUUUUGCGGCUGACGUGGGGGUGGCAGAUACUCCGGCCGCACCUACCUCAGUCACUACUCCCCCUCCUCUUGUCUCGCUGAUCGUUCCAAUAUCAUCGAUUCCUUCAUCCAAAAUUCUGCGGAUGAGGGACAUUGAAUCUGGCCAUCCUGAUUUGGACGCGGGAAUUUCUUCGUCCGAGUCCCGUCUUUCUGUUUGUCGUCAAGAGGCUGAGGCGCUGAUAUCGGAUAUCACCAAGGGAAGAGAAGAUCGGUGUCAACUCGUGGAGGAGUUGAAAGGUCUCAGCUAUGAGAUCAACGGGUUGUCAUCAGAAGACUUGAAUGAGCUUCGGCGACAGGCCGAAAUCAAAAAGCAACAUCUCCCCGCACCAGAAGCUUCUCCGUCAUCUCCACCUACCCUCAGCAACGUUAUCCCGGAUGGCUCUGGUCGUGAGCCAGAAGAUACCCUUGGCUCCCAGGUGCCUGCGCAAGAAACGUCCACAUCAUACCAGACAGAUUCUGCUGGGUCAGCCAUGGAUGAGUCUGAUGACAGUAGCAGCGAUGAACCUGAUUCGUCUAGCGAUGAUGAACCUGCUAACUCCCCUGUCCAAGCUGAUCUUCCCGCAACUGUUCCUGAGUUCUCAGAGCCUAUGGAUAUUGACUCUUCGAAUGAAUCCGAAUCCGCGAGCUCGCCAUCUGCUGCAGCCCACUCUGAUGCAGAGCCUGCCGAUCAACACUCCUCGCAGCAUGAAGAUAGCGAACGGUCUGUUCGUGAAUCUUCGGCGGUAUCUGAUGCUUACGAGCCGCCUGAGCCUGAGACUGAUGCUCAGUCCGAAGGCUCUAGCUACAGCCCUCCUCCGUUCAGCCCAGCUCCUCCAUCUCCUCCAUCUCCUCCAGCUCACGUAGAAAACACAGCAACCUCAGCGCCUUCGGUUGAUAUCACUCAAGCCGAUGAAGCACUAACGAACGAUAACCAGGUGCCAGCCCAAUUGCCCCAGUCGGACUCGCAAGUUGGCGUUCUUGGCACUCAAGAAUCAUCCGCCAGCUCGGGGAAGAGAUUCACCCCAUACAAAAGUCCUCUACGAAACUUCAAGGCUUAUCGAUAUCACCCCAAUUAUGCUGAAGACGUUUCGAGCGGUCACCGUUCGCUAACAUACAGUCAUAAUAUUGAUUCGAUGCAAUACCUAUGCCCAUACGAAUUGGCCGGGGGUGUCUGCAAUGACCGAUCCUGCGAGUUUCAGCAUUUUCGGGACAUGACUCUAAGCGACGACAAAAUUCUCGUCCAGAUGGGUGCCGUCCGAGAGGGUGAGACUGAAGAAGAAAAAGAAAACUAUCUCGCUGGGCUGAAAGAGAUUAUCAACGACAUGCGGCGUGAUAAGGUGAAAGACUUCGACAUUGUGGCCGCCGAAAUAGCCGCAUACCGUAGGCGCUUCCUCAAAGACCCGUCGCGUGUCUUGCCCCUGUAA